AUGGGUAAGGAAAAGACUCACAUCAACCUUGUGGUCAUUGGCCACGUCGAUAGUGGCAAGUCCACCACUACCGGGCACUUGAUUUACAAGCUCGGUGGUAUCGACAAGAGAACGAUCGAGAAGUUCGAGAAGGAAUCCUCCGAAAUGGGCAAGGGUUCUUUCAAGUAUGCGUGGGUUUUGGAUAAGCUGAAGGCAGAGCGUGAGCGUGGUAUCACCAUCGAUAUUGCCCUGUGGCAAUUCGAAACCCCAAAGUACCACUACACUGUCAUCGACGCCCCUGGACAUCGUGACUUCAUCAAGAACAUGAUUACCGGGACGUCCCAGGCAGACGUUGCGCUCCUUGUUGUCCCUGCUGAGGCAGGUGGUUUCGAGGGUGCUUUCUCCAAGGAAGGUCAAACUCGUGAGCACGCUCUGCUCGCCUUCACCCUCGGUGUGAAGCAGAUGAUUGUUGGCAUCAACAAGAUGGACUCUUGCAACUACUCUGAGGACCGCUUCAACGAAAUCCAGAAGGAAGUUGCCAUGUACCUGAAGAAGGUCGGCUACAACCCGGAGAAGGUCCCCUUCGUCGCCAUCUCUGGUUUCGUUGGUGACAACAUGGUGGAGAAGUCGACCAACAUGUCGUGGUACAAGGGCAAGACUCUUGUCGAGGCUCUGGACAUGAUGGAGGCGCCCAAGCGCCCGAGCGACAAGCCUCUCCGUUUGCCCCUCCAGGACGUCUACAAGAUUGGCGGUAUCGGUACUGUGCCCGUCGGCAGAGUCGAGACCGGUAUUCUGAAGGCUGGUAUGGUCCUCACCUUCGCUCCGGUCGGUCUGACCACUGAGUGCAAAUCCGUUGAAAUGCACCACGAAGUUCUGGAGCAGGCCGUGCCCGGUGACAACGUUGGUUUCAACGUGAAGAACGUCUCCGUCAAGGAACUGAAGAGAGGAUACGUCGCCUCCGACUCGAAGAACGACCCCGCGAAGGGCUGCGCCACCUUCUUGGCUCAGGUCAUUGUGCUGAACCACCCUGGUGAGAUCAAGAACGGUUACUCCCCCGUUAUCGAUUGCCACACUGCCCACAUUGCCUGCAAGUUCGCUGAGAUCAAGACCAAGAUGGACAAGCGUUCCGGGAAGACCCUGGAAGAGUCCCCGAAGUGCAUCAAGUCCGGUGAUGCGGCCAUGGUCAACAUGGAGCCCUCCAAGCCCAUGGUCGUCGAGGCCUUCACUGACUACCCUCCUCUUGGCCGUUUCGCUGUUCGUGACAUGAAGCAGACCGUCGCCGUCGGCGUCAUCAAGUCCGUCGAGAAGAAGGAGCCUGGUGCUGGCAGCAAGGUCACCAAGUCCGCAGUGAAGGCUUCCAAGAAAUAA
Neospora caninum is the source of this 1347-nucleotide messenger RNA. Its product is annotated as elongation factor 1-alpha, related. Gene Ontology annotation, molecular function: GTPase activity; GTP binding; translation elongation factor activity. Gene Ontology annotation, biological process: translational elongation; translation. Bases 1 to 1347 code for a protein of 448 amino acids. NCBI's taxonomy places the organism in Eukaryota, Apicomplexa, Conoidasida, Eucoccidiorida, Sarcocystidae. The record is from RefSeq and is a predicted model, not a curated record. The transcript is spliced from 2 exons.